CCAAGUUCACCUGUCAAAAUCACUCGUCAAUCAUUGUCAUUAAUGACACUUUCGAUCUGAUUCUGAAGGGAAAAUAGGAAAUAUGAGUUGAAUUUGAAAUGUUAUUGCAUGGACAUCUUUAGAAUACCCCAGAUUCGUCACAAUUUUGUUUCGUAAACAAGGAAUAAAUCACAAACACCAUGGGAAAUUCUAGUAUGAAACAGCAUAUCAAUACAGCCCAGAAGACUGGAGUAUUAAAGGUAUCUCAAGGAAAACUAUCGGAAUUUCCUCCUUCAUUUAGACAAUUGGAGAAUAACCUAAGGACGUUAGAUUUAUCAGAAAACAAAUUUUUGGUAUUACCAGAGGAAAUAAGCAGGUUUAUGCAAUUGAAACACUUGAAUUUGCAGAAAAAUAAGCUUGCAAAGAUACCAGAUUGCAUUGGGGCAUUAACGAAACUAGAAACAUUGAAUGCUUCUCAUAACAAUCUGAGUGCAUUACCAAGAACACUGUCUAACCUAAUCCAUUUAAAACAAGUAUAUAUAAGUAGUAACUACUUGAAAGAGUUCCCAUUGAUGUUCUGUGGGUUGAAACACCUGGAUUUAUUAGAUUUGUCCAAAAACGAAAUCGAAUCAAUUCCUUCUGAUGUAGCAGGGUUAUAUGUGACUGAACUUAAUCUGAACCAAAACCAAAUAACUUUCAUAUCGCCACAAAUAGCAGAAUGUCCUCGUUUGAAAACACUAAGGUUAGAGGAGAACUGUUUGCAGCUAUCUGCAAUUUCCCCAAAGAUCCUGAGGGAUUCUAAGAUAGCAAAUCUGUCGUUGGAUGGAAACCUUUUCGAGCCUAAACAAUUAUCGGAUAUUGAUGGCUAUGAAAUCUACAUGGACAGGUUCACAGCAGUCAAAAAAAAAAUGUUUUGACUCUUUUAAUAAUUUAAAGAAGUGGUAAUCUGGUCAAAUAAGAGAGACAACUCAAUAAAGGUUUGUAACUUGCAUCUACAAUCAUCUAUCAAACAUUCCCUUUGCACAAACAAAGCAACAAGGUUUCCCCAUCGUUUUCUGUUAUGACGCACAUGAAUUAGGUGUGAGAAAUUAACUUAAUCAAAAGUCGGUGUUUUAUUUUGAUGAGAUGGGGGUAUCCUCAUUUUAUGAUUGUAAAUUAUUUUUCCGAAUAGAAUUUAAAUAUCGUUCAUCUUUUAAUUCUUCACUCAUCAUCAUUGAGUCUUAACAGCAUUGCCCCCUUCAUGGUUAAAUAAUGUCGAAAGAUAAUAAAAAAGAAGCCCUUUAUCUUCUUAUAAAACUCCGUCCUUGUUAAAAAACAAUACUUAUCUACAAAAUGAACAUUUCUAAUUUCACCACGAAGAAUUUUACCUAUUUUUGUUGUGUUCUUCCAGAAGGGGGCUUAAGUUUCAAGAAAAUCUUCAUUUAAAAGCGUAUUCUCAAUGGAACUAUAAAUUAAGUACUAUAAACUCAAAACCAUGAUAUUGAAGUAUCGUAUGUUGAAUUUUUAUCUCGUUACUGUCUUCAUAUUCAUUCUGAAACAAAUCAUUUUGUGAUAAUCCAUUCUUAAUGCAUGAUAUCAUUCAAAUUAUAAAAUACUUUGUAUGUAGAAUAGAUAAUAUGAGGUUUUAUUCAAUAGGAACUUUGAAAUUAUUAUCAGGUUAAUUCUGAUUUUCCUGUUGAAUUGAAGAUACCGCGCAUUUAAUAGGUCAUCAUUAGUAUUAAUAUUUCUGCAGUCAAUUACGUUUCAUGCAUAAAUUGUAUUGGAAAGAUUUGAUGAAAAAAAAUCUCUAGUCAUAAAUUACGCAUCAAUUCUUUGAAAUAUGUAGAAACUGUUUUAUAUAUACUUUUUUCGAUAGAGCCCUAGUUAGAUUCAGCUUUCCCUAUCGCUAAUUAUGUGAUUUUUAUCUACUAGUAUUUAAAAUUUAAUUAUGUAAGCUCUGAAAAAUCAACUAUCUAUAUUAAUAUAAGCGGACCAAAUCGAUUAAUGUAGUAUUUGCUCUUGCAAACUUGUGUCGCAUCUUGAAAAUUGCAAUUAAACCUGAGGUGAAUUUUGUUAGUUUUCGUCUGACUAAAAAAAUACGUUUCCUCUACUUAAACUCAUUGUGAUUCCAUAACUGUGUGCAUAAACUGAGUGGCGCUGAAUAGCUGUAUAUUUUUUACUUGUACUGUUGGAUCCUCACAUAUUUUAUACUAUACACUUUAGCUGGAUGUAUGUGUUUCUUAAUUCAAUCUUUGUACACUAAAAUCUAUUUUCCUAAUAUUAUAUUAUAUCUAAGAAGUAUAUUAUAAGUGGAUAAAACAAUAAAUGUGGUUGUUAUACGUA
Coccinella septempunctata (seven-spotted ladybird) is the source of this 2301-nucleotide messenger RNA. RefSeq names its product leucine-rich repeat-containing protein 57. Gene Ontology annotation, molecular function: protein binding. Lineage: Eukaryota; Metazoa; Arthropoda; Insecta; Coleoptera; Coccinellidae. The transcript is spliced from 2 exons. The record is from RefSeq and is a predicted model, not a curated record. The coding region runs from base 180 to 896 and encodes 238 amino acids.